Messenger RNA from Anolis carolinensis (green anole), 3337 nucleotides. Its product is annotated as olfactory receptor 5T17. Gene Ontology annotation, biological process: sensory perception of smell; G protein-coupled receptor signaling pathway. Gene Ontology annotation, molecular function: odorant binding; olfactory receptor activity; G protein-coupled receptor activity. Bases 471 to 1430 code for a protein of 319 amino acids. Lineage: Eukaryota; Metazoa; Chordata; Lepidosauria; Squamata; Anolidae. The record is from RefSeq and is a predicted model, not a curated record. Gene Ontology annotation, cellular component: membrane. The transcript has 2 exons.
CCUACUUCACUUGCUGUAAACUGAGUUCAAUGGGCAAAAGAGACAUGUGCUGCUGUUGCUUACUGGUAGAGAAGAUUGUGUGAAAGCAUUUCAAGCCAUGAAGCUACAACUCCUCUGAGCUCCUCAAAGAAGGAAAAGGAGGGUGUGCUCUAUUUGAGCAUGCCCCUUCAUUUCUACCCCUAUGACAGAGCUGAGAUCACUGCUUCUCCAGGAUUCCUCUUCCUAUCUUGCUUUUUUCUUGAAAUGUCCAAAGGCAUCUAUGUGCAUAGGAAAAGAUAUCAAAUCAUCAUUCCUAACAUGAUGCCCUCAAGAUAUGUUGGAAUGUUAUCUAGAGAUGGUGACAGCUGUGGGCUCUUUCUCUGACUGGAGUGAUGCACUGGGGGAGCUGAAGAAGAAAGUGAUAUGGGGACAAGCAUCCUCUGCUGUUCUUCUCAGCACAUGGUCUGAGAAAAACAAAAGGUCUGUGUGCAAUGACAGAAGAAAACAAUACUACUCCAAUCAAUGAAUUUGUAUUUGUAGGCUUAACAAAGAAUCGUGUACUGCAGAUAAUCAUCUUUCUAGUAUUCCUAACUUUCUAUCUUACUACUUUGGUGACAAAUCUUGGAAUGAUUGCUCUGAUCAUUGUCAGUCCACGUCUUCACACCCCAAUGUACUUCUUUCUUAGCAACCUCUCUCUAUUAGAUGUCUGCUUUUCUUCUGUGGUGGCCUGUAAGACUUUAGUUAAUCUCUUAGCGGAGAAAAAGUCAAUUUCUUUUACUGGAUGUGCUAUGCAAAUGUAUUUUGUAAUAGGUCUGGGAAGCACAGAGUGUUUUCUCCUGGCUGCCAUGGCAUAUGAUCGCUAUGUGGCGAUCUGUAAACCAUUAUUGUACCAAGUCCUUAUGUCUCCUAGACUCUGUAUUCUUCUUCUGGUGGGAUCAUAUGUUCUGGGGCUUUUGCAUUCUCUUCUUCAUACCGUCUUCACCUUCAGACUCUCAUUUUGUCAGUCAAAUGAGAUCAAUCAUUUGUACUGUGACAUCACUGCACUUUUGUCGCUUUCCUGUAAUGAUAUCUACAUCAAUGAGCUCUUGAUCUUUUAUGUGGCUGGACUUGUAGAAGCAACAACACUUCUGAGUGUCCUGGUUUCUUAUGUUUAUAUUCUCACAAAUAUUGUUGGGAUUGGAUCAGCUGCAGGUAGACUCAAAGCCUUGUCCACGUGCACCUCCCACCUGGCUGCUGUUGCAAUCUUUCAUGGAGCCAUUCUCAUUCUGCAUUUCCGGGCCAGGUCUAGAGGGGGAUCUUCUACCCAAGAUGUGGUUGACAAAUGUUUGUCUGUGUUCUACACCAUUGUUAUCCCCAUGCUGAAUCCUUUGAUUUAUAGCCUGAGAAACAAGGAAGUGAAAUAUGCCUUAGGAGGUAUUCAAAGAAAAGUAUGUAAUGAAAUGAUAAGCUAGAAUUGUUUGGCAACAAGUCAUUGUUAAAUCUAAAUGUCUUUUGAAAGGAAAGAGAGAAACAACUAUAAUACAACCGGCUGGGAUUCAUGUAACCUGAUUCCCUUUAUUACUAUGCACACACCCCUUUUCUUCUAUCCAUAUAAAAGGAGUCCACUUUCUUCUGCCAGAAAGCAUGUAAAGAAUUACAGCAGGGGUCCCCAAACUAAGGCCUGGGGGCCGGAUGCGGCCCUCCGAGGUCAUUUACCUGGCCCCGCCCUCCGUUUUAUAAUAUAAUAUAUUGUAUAUACAUAUAAUAUUGAUAAUAAUAUUAUAAUGUAAUACAAUAUAACACUAAUAAUACCAUAUAAUAAUAUUAAUUAUAUAUUCUAUAUUACAUAUAAUAUUACUAAUAAUAUUACAGUAUAGUGGUAUAGUUCAACAUAGUAAUAUAUAAUGCUAAUAUUGUGCUAUGCUAAUAAUAUAUAUUGUAUGUACAUAUAAUUUGUAAGCCACUCUGAGUCCCCUUUGGGGUGAGAAGGGUGUGAUACAAAUGUAGUAAAUAAAUGCAGUAAAUAAAUAAUAAAGACAUUUUAGAUUUAGGCUCGCCCAAAGUCUGAAAUGACUUGAAGGCACACAACAACAACAACAACAACAACAACAACAACAACAACAACAACAACCCUAAUUAACUUGACUAUCUCAUUGGCCAGAAGCAGGACCACACUUCCCAUUGAAAUCCUGAUAAAUGUAUGUUGGUUAAAAUUGGUUUUAAUUUUAAAUAUUGUAUUGUUCUUUCGUUGUUGUUGUUGUUGUUGUUGUUGCACUACAAAUAAGAUAUAUGCAGUGUGCAUCGGAAUUUGUUUGUAUUUUUUUCAAAUGAUAAUCCAGCCCCUCAACAGUCUGAAGGAUUGUGGACCGGCCCUUGGCUUAAAAAGUUUGAGGACCCCUGAAUUGCAGGAUAUAUGUUCCAGAUAUUGAUGUGGUUAUGCAAAACCAUGCAUAAUAGAGAACCUUAUGGAAUGAACAAUUUCCAGCAAAAGCAUAGUAUAGAGUUGCACUGGGUGACUUAGGAAAUACCUAGAUAAGACAAAAACCAGAAGUUUAAAAACAUUUGAGCUUCAUUUCACAGUCAUUAUUUAGCAAAAAUUAUAUCCUGUACAUUCCUUCAUUUUAUGCUGCAUAGCAUGAGAAGAAUGCUGACCAUUCUGAGAAAUGUUUCUCAUCUCUUAACAAGUUUAAUUAUAUGACUUACCAAAAUUUAUUACAGCCAUAAAAGCAGAACUUGAAAAUGAUUAAUUAAAAUGAAAUGGUUUCUCUUCACUCAUUAACUUGUUCAAAAAUUUGAGUAAUGUCUACCACGUCCAAUUAUUUUAAUGAAAUUACUUUUGAAACCUAUUUUGUUUUCGGCAGCAGGCCAUUUUUAUUAAUGUAAAGGGAUUUUUAAUGUAACAAUUCCAUAGUUAUUGUGUGUUAACAAUGAGUGUCUUAAACAGUUUUUUUUUAUAAAUGUCUUCUAGCAGUUUUGUAAACAGUCAAGGAGGUUUUUUUUAUGAACGGUAUUUGCUGGCAAUUGGAUUUCUACUUUAAUUUUGAUACUAAGUUUUGAUGAUGUGGUUUUGCCCCUUUCAGUUUUACAAAAACAGUUUAAACUACCUUUAUUAGUAGUUUAAAAACUGAAAAUAGCUACAACUGAAACAUGUGUUAUAAUUCAAAAAAAAAUCUGAUGAAGUAGACUUAAGUCUAUGAAAGUUUAUGAUACCAACUGCUUUCUCGGGGUGCUGUAGAAUUUGUGCAGUUUGACUCUACUUUAACUGCUGUGGUUCAAUGCUGAAAAUAGCUACAACUGAAACAUGUGUUAUAAUUCAGAAAAAAUAAAUAAAUCUGAUUAAGUAGACUUAAGUCUAUGAACGUUUAUGAUGCCAACUUCU